UAGAAGGGUAAAAUCGUCAACAGAUAUAUGUAAACCUAAAACCCUUUGGGCUGCGGUCUUCUUUCUUCCUUCUCAAGCACACUGUUCUGCUCAAAAACCCUUCCCUCAGCCCGCAGAAUCAAUCCCCAAUUCCCCAAAUCUCUCUGUGAAAUCCCCCAAUUUUAUUCUUUGGUUGUAAUUCAUAUUCAAUUCUUCCUCCAUCAGCUAUGUCAGCGUCUAGGGUUUUGACUCGCGUCUCCCGGGGCCUCAGCCGUAGCGCUCUGCUUGUCUCUCCCGCGCAGAAGCAACGUUUCUCUGUCCUCUCCGGCCAAUUCCACAGCUCCUCACAUGAUUCUCCGGUACAGGCUCAUGUGUUGAAUCAAUUUCCUCAUAGUUCAUCCUUGUUGCAACGAUUUGGAAUCUCCUCAUCUGCUACCCCUGAACCAGAAAAGGAGCAGGGGAAUACUGCAGAGAAGGAGAGUGCUGAGGCCACAAAAGGAGGUGAGGAAACGAAAGCGCCUGAUCAAGUGGGAAAAUCAGAUUCAGAGAGCGAGGAUGAGCUAUCAAUGGAGGAUUUGGUGAAACUUGUGGCGGAGAAGGAAGAACUUCUGAAAGCGAAGCACAAACAGAUUGAGGAAAUGCAAGACAAGGUCCUGAGAAGCUACGCAGAAAUGGAAAAUGUGAUGGACAGGACUAGGCGAGAAGCUGAGAAUGCAAAGAAAUAUGCCGUACAGAGUUUUGCGAAAAGCUUACUGGAUGUUGCUGACAAUCUGGGAAGAGCUUCUUCUGUUGUCAAAGAGGGUUUCAGUAAGAUUGAUACUUCAAAAGAUGCCAGUGGUGCAGUUCCGUUGUUAAAAACUCUCCUGGAAGGCGUUGAAAUGACUGAGAAGCAGCUCUUGGAGGUAUUUAAAAAAUCUGGAAUUGAAAAAUAUGAUCCGACAAACGAACCAUUCGAUCCACACCGGCACAAUGCGGUCUUUCAAGUACCUGAUGGUUCAAAACCUCCGGGCACAGUCGCGGCUGUUCUAAAGCCUGGGUACAUGCUCUAUGACAGAGUUCUGCGACCGGCUGAAGUUGGGGUGACCAAGGAGGUGGAGAACAACAAUGACACAUCUGACAACUGAUAAGCUGUAGCUCGAAACACCAUAUGGCGCUGGAAAAUUUGGUUGAGCAAUUCAAGAAAUGAUGGAACACCUUCAAAUCCAUGUAUCUGGAAAUGUUGGCAGGAGGAGGUUUCUGACAACUUUCAAAAUUUUGCAUCUGCCUGUGAGAGAAACAUAAACUGUUCUAGCAUAGCUUAAAGAGGCAUCUAGCGAGUUGAACCUUUUUUUUUUUAGCCUUUUUCCCUCAUAUUUAUUGUGUAUCAACGUAGGAGAAGAUCUCCUUAUUUUGGUUGCCAGAAAAUUUUUUGCUUUUUCUUGCCAGUCCAGGAUAAAAUAUAUCAAGAUGAGUCUGCUCAUUUUCUGUA
Messenger RNA from Punica granatum (pomegranate), 1447 nucleotides. The record is from RefSeq and is a predicted model, not a curated record. Lineage: Eukaryota; Viridiplantae; Streptophyta; Magnoliopsida; Myrtales; Lythraceae.